AUGUGGUUAGCGAGUGUUGGGAGCGUUUUGGGGCGAUUCGUGUUGGGCAAAGUCUCGAAAUAUUCUCAUGUCGCUGGAACUUCCCGGUUGUUCACGGGACAAGCUUCGGAUGAGCCUGUGGAAAUGAAGAGGAAUCCGUAUGAGAAGCAACGAGACAGUUGCGUGUUGUGCAGAUUAGGUGUCAGAGUGUCUUAUAAAAAUCCCAAGUUGUUGUCGCAGUUCGUUUCUCCUUACACUGGCUUGUUGUAUCCGAGGAACAUUACGAGAUUGUGUUACUUUCAACACGAACGGGUCCAAGACGAGAUUAAGAAAGCUCGGAAAGUCGGUAUGAUGUCCAGAUUCAUCAAGGAACCGGAAUAUUUCAAGGAUCCAGCGCUUUUCGACCCAUCGAAGCCCAUCAGACCUCAUCGUUUUUAG
Messenger RNA from Notodromas monacha, 417 nucleotides. The record is from the annotation of a GenBank genome assembly. NCBI's taxonomy places the organism in Eukaryota, Metazoa, Arthropoda, Ostracoda, Podocopida, Cyprididae.